UUACUGUUUUUUGUGUGUGGAAAUGAGGAAAAGUGGAGGGGAGAGCUGCUUAUUUAAUAAGGUGGUUUUGGGUCCUGAAUAUUUUCCUAAUAUAAUGUAAAUUGAAAGUAUAACCGUCAGUUCACCCUCCUUUAAUCGAUCUUUUUAAAUUUUUUGCCUAAUAUUUUUAAAUCAAUAAUUUUAUCAAGAGUUGAAGUGUUAUUUUGUCCCUAAAAUUAUCUUCAUAGCGCUCUCAAAUUGUUUGUAUUAUUGAUAUUUUUAAAAUAGUCAAUUGAUAUAAAGUAAAAGACUUUCGUUGAAAAAUAACAAUAUAAAGUGUAUUAGAUCACCGUGAAUUCUAUUACGUGAUAUAUUUGGAAAGCAGUAAAAAUAUUCGCCAAUAAAUCGCGGACGUGCUGUUUAGUAUUUAAUAGGAUACAAAAUGUCUGACGGGCAUGGGGAGCCGAAUACCCAUAGGAAAGAGAGUGUGGGGGGUGCUAACGUAGCUAGUGAUAGUCCCGUGACAGACCCUGGGCAGGUUCGCGGUGUUAGUACCGAUACCUCCGCCUGCAAGUUUGACGGUCAACGCGGGAAAUCCGGUGCAUUGAAAAAGUCUGCGAGAUACAGAAGCCGGUCCUUAUCCGCCUCCUCCGCCGAUUCCUACAGUUCCACGUCCUAUACUGGGUCCUCGUCAGAUGAAGACGAGGGGGUCCAACCUCACGAGAAGGCUAUCGCUGCCGGCCAGCCGAAUCCCCCGUACUGCGUGCGUAACAUAGAACAGCAUGAUUUCGGUAGGAGGGAGAUAGAGAUCGCUGAACAGGAGAUGCCGGGCAUAAUGGCCUUGAGGGCGAGGGCAAAGGACGAUAAGCCGCUAAAAGACGCGAAGAUAGUAGGCUGCACACACAUUAACGCUCAAACGGCCGUGUUGAUCGAGACCCUGGCUGCUCUGGGCGCGACUGUUCGUUGGGCAGCUUGCAACAUAUACAGCACACAGAAUGAAGUGGCCGCUGCCUUAGCGGAUGCGGGUUACGCUAUAUUCGCGUGGCGUGGCGAGAGCGAGGAGGCGUUCUGGUGGUGUAUAGACCAGUGCUGUACCCCCACUAGCGGCUGGCAACCCAACAUGAUACUAGACGACGGUGGAGACGCCACGCACCUGAUGCUGAAGAAGCACCCGGCCGCCUUCAAACAGAUCAAAGGCAUCGUCGAGGAGAGUGUGACUGGAGUCCACAGACUGUACCAGCUGAGUAAGGCCGGCAAGCUGAGCGUCCCAGCCAUGAACGUCAACGACUCGGUCACCAAGACCAAGUUUGAUAAUCUGUACUCGUGCCGGGAGAGCAUCAUAGACGCCCUCAAACGCAGCACGGACCUGAUGUUCGGCGGCAAGCAGGCGGCCGUGUGCGGGUACGGGGAGGUGGGCAAGGGCUGCUGCCAGGCGCUCAAGGCGCUCGGCUGUGUGGUGUACGUCACUGAGAUCGACCCUAUCUGCGCGCUGCAGGCCGCCAUGGACGGCUUCAGAGUGGUCAAGCUGAACGAGGUGAUAAGACAAGUGGAUAUAGUCAUAACGGCGACGGGGAAUAAGGGCGUGGUCACACGGGACCACAUGGAGAGAAUGAAGAAUGGAUGUGUGGUGUGCAACAUGGGCCACAGUAACACUGAGGUGGAUGUACACGCGCUCAGAACACCUGAUCUCAUGUGGGAGAGGGUCAGGAGUCAGGUGGAUCAUAUAAUCUGGGGUAACGGCAAGCGCAUCGUGUUGCUGGCGGAGGGCCGCCUCGCCAACCUGUGCUGCUCGUCGCUGCCGUCGUUCGUGGUGUCCGUGACGGCCGCCACGCAGGCGCUCGCACUCAUAGAGCUCUACAACGCGCCCGCACACAGAUACAAGGCCGACGUGUAUCUUCUACCGAAGAAAAUGGACGAGUACGUGGCCAGUUUACAUCUACCCACGUUCGACGCACAUCUCACAGAGCUCACAGACGAACAGGCCAAAUAUCUAGGUCUUAAUAAAGUGGGGCCCUUCAAACCUAACUAUUAUAGGUACUAGCGCAAGACUAGGACCUAGCGAGGGUCCGGCUUACUUAUAUAGACUGAAAUUCAAGCUACGUUAUUCUCGUUUCAUAUGCUCUUGAGUUAUUUGAGCUUUGUAGUCUGUGGUUCAGUUAUCGUUUAUGGCAUUGUAGUGUGGGUAGACGUAGAACACGUACACAGUUGCCCGCACCGCGCUCGUCAGCUGAUGCUGGACUGAUUUGGGUUCAAUUUGAUUUACAGAUAGAUCAUGAUGUGGAAAUUCAUAUUAAAUUGGGAUGGUAUUAUGUUAUAUAUACAUUACUUUUCGACAUUAAAAAAAUUCAAUCGGCAUAUUAAUCUUCUUAAGUACACUACCGCUCAGUGAAAUUGCCAUUAAAAUCGGUACCGCCGUAUUGUUCUAUAGAUCACCGCCGACAGACUAACUGACAAAAAAAUUUACAAUUUUUUCUCAUGGCUGCUUAACAUGUGCACUUGGAAAAAAAUAUUUUUUUUUUCAAUCACUACAAACAAACAGUAUUUAUUAUAUUUCAUAUAAAUAUUCUAUAAUUUUAAAAUGAUUUUCUGAAUUCGGAAUUAAAGAUUAAUUGAAUUAAAAACAAAUUACUUUUAAUCUUGUACUAAAUGUUCUUUUUUAUUUAUAUAUUUAAAAUUUUGGUUUAAGACCGUUUCUUAAACAAGAAAGUAUUUAAGAUUCUCUAAAGCAUUGUUCUAAAAACGCUUGCCUUUGGUAAAUAAAAAAAAAAAACUGCAAACGUCUGUAUCUGAUUGGAAUGAGUUUGACAUAAGUGUCGAUUCAAUUUGACAAUCUCGUAACGGAGCUCUCCUAUUGGUGGAUUCUGGUAAAUCUGUGAUGUGAUACAAAAUUUGAAAAUGGAAUGAAGUCUAUCUACGGUAAGUCGUUUAGAUGUAGCUCGUUAGUAUAGAUGGCGUUCUUAAUUUAAGUUGAUUUUUUUUCGUGUAACAGUCGUUUUUUACGAAACAGAUAACAUAAUUAUCAUUUCGUUAUAACAUAGGGUUAGGUUAUUGUUUUGUGAUAAAAAAUGUACAAAUAGUGAAGGGAGGUCUUUCCCUGUUACUUUUAAUAUAUUUGCCACCAGUUUUUUUUUAUUUUAGAAAUAGUUUAAAUUAUCGUUUAUAGAUAUGUUUCAGUAUUAGAAAUGUUAGGUUUUUUUUUAAUGUAUUUUUUUAGUGAAAAUUUAUACAUUUUUUUUAUGUAAACGGAUAAUUAUAAUUUGUCAUUUCCAGAAUACCAUUCCUAAAAAGUUACAAAUUCUCUUUAUUUUUUUUUUUUUUUUACUUUUUUAACGUUACAAGUGUUGUUUAUUGCAUGAAAUUAUGAUUAUUUAAAUUAAAUUAAAAAAAUAUAUUAUGAUUUGAAGAAAAAAAAGUUGGUUUUCAUGUAUUUCUGAACGAAAAACAAUACCAUCGAAAUGUAGUCGCUUAGUUGUGGAUUUGUAAAUAAAUAUAUUAAAAAAAAUCAGUUUGAAUGUAUGUACAGAUAUAAAAUAAGAAUUAGUAUAGCAUUAACUGACGGGAAUAUGUCGAUUGGUUUAGCUUAGAUUUGAGUUAAUUUUACUAUUUACUUGUUCCGCUUCAACACCUAACGAAAAAAAGUGAUUGCUUUUGUUCAACAAUUAUUUUUAUAUAUACAUUUAAAUAUAUAAAACAUCAACUCUAUCGGUUAUUACUUAUUACCAAGUGUAUAAAACCUUUAUUGAUUUAGACAUUGACAUGACGUUAAAAAUUUUGACAGCUAACUUUAGGCGGGAAAAUAAUGAUGUAAUUUUAUUGAUUUCAAGAGUGUCUUUAUUGUGUUAGUUACGUUUAAUUAUAAUGGCCAGGUAAACGAGUGCUCCCUGUUAGAUUUACAAGCUAUCAUUAGUGGUGAGACGCCUAAACCGUGUAAUUAGUAUUGGUAUAAGAAAUUGUUGCCAUGUUUUAAUAAAUAACUCGGAAAAUA
Danaus plexippus (monarch butterfly) is the source of this 3964-nucleotide messenger RNA. RefSeq names its product adenosylhomocysteinase-like 1. Gene Ontology annotation, cellular component: cytosol. Bases 422 to 2020 code for a protein of 532 amino acids. The record is from RefSeq and is a predicted model, not a curated record. The transcript is spliced from 10 exons. NCBI's taxonomy places the organism in Eukaryota, Metazoa, Arthropoda, Insecta, Lepidoptera, Nymphalidae. Gene Ontology annotation, biological process: L-methionine cycle.